Molecule: messenger RNA, 2246 nt
Organism: Dendroctonus ponderosae (mountain pine beetle)
Lineage: Eukaryota; Metazoa; Arthropoda; Insecta; Coleoptera; Curculionidae
Product: coiled-coil domain-containing protein 38
Exons: 2
Coding region: 348-2213 (621 amino acids)
Source: RefSeq, a predicted model, not a curated record
AGAACCCCUACCUUAUCGACACCAACUGACUCAUGUCAAAAAACACGCGAUUUUUUGGAGCCCUUUUUUUUUCUACCGAAAAGUGUCGAGCUUAUCUACCGAAACUCGAUUUUCGGACCUGGCAACCCUGGCCAUAUCAGUCUAUGACUGACUAUGACGAAAGCACGACAGCAAAGCAGUGGUUUUUCCUUUUGUCGGCGGCCGACGUUGUUUACCAAUCUGUUUACGUUUGGUAUCCAAGGAAAUAGGUAUCUACAGCUACCUACUUAUUUGGUCGAUAUCGCGGCAUUUAUGACAUUUGCCGUUAAUGUGACAUACGCGUUUUUCAUUUAACGCGCUCCACAGAGAUGGAUCAAAAGAAGGUGGAUUCUCUAACUACCAUCGCAACCAAAAGACAGGACUCGCAGACGUCACUGCCGGAUCAACUCUUGAUUAAGUCGGCUACAUCAUCGAAAAGCUCCUUAGAACCCAAAUGGAGAAUUUCACGCACAAAUAUUGCGCCGAUCAAACAUCUUCGAGAGAAAACGAAAACAAUCCCCGAAGUAAAGAAACGGUACUUUACGGCAGGAUACGGAAUAACCAAGUCCAAAAUGAGAAACCUGGAUAAAGAGCCUCCACCGUUUUGCUACCCCCAAGAUCUGGAAGAGUUUGCUCACAAGGUGAUGACUAAAGCCUGGAGAAACAAUAUUCGGGUGAAAGAGCUGAUAGGGAAAUGUUCGGAAAAGCCCAGCCACAAGGACAGACAGAGCAAGGAUCUGCUACAGCGCCUUUAUGUGGAACAGCCCGCUAUUCAGACUAUGAAGUCGAUUCUCGACAUUGCACCAGAGUACUUCAAGGUUGUGGAAGGCAGACCAAUACCAGAUAGGCUGGACAUCAGAAAGUACAUCGAUGUGGUUCGUGAUACAUUGCGAACUAAGAUUGUAAACGGAUACCGGGAGGAUGACAUAAUGCUUAUAGAGGAAAACUUGCUACUGGAGCAGAAGGUCAUAGAGUCUAUCAAAGAGAAUUAUAAUCAGUAUGUGAACGCCUUCGAGGAAUUCUUGUAUAGAGACCACACAUCAUCUAUGCAAUUAUUGAAGGAAUCCGAGCAAGCUGCCAGGGGAGCUUACGACAAAUAUGAAGAAUAUAAAGCAGUGGCAAAAAAAUAUGGCGCAGUCCGCUCGUCACUGUAUAACUCAGAAGAAAAGUGGCGCAACUGUCAAAUGUACGAGAAAUUUUUAUUCCUGGUCAGUCCGUUCAACUGGCGGUAUCAACGUCGAGGAGCGACAAAAGCCGCCACAACCUCACCAAAUGAAUGCAAUGAAGACUUAGAGGAAAAUUUGUUCGGAAAGUACCGCCUGUCUGUGGCUGAAAAAGAAGUGUCCUUAAAUGACCUGAUUUUGAAGUUCAAUCAGGAGUACCAGGAGAGCCUACCGCCCGAAUUAUAUUUUACUAAUCCUGAACAGCUUUUGGACGUUUUCCGAUUCAUGGAAAUGCAGAACCUCAACUCGCUGCUACACUCUGAAGAGCUGGCCCUUCCGUUGGAACAGGUCAGAGAGGGAAUGAGGCGAGCCGCAGAAAUGUUUGACGACGAAAUCACCAGCUUGAGAGACAGUAUCGAUAAACUCGAAGGAGGUAUCAGUUGGGAAGAAGAAAGAGCCAAAUACCUGGAGGACCUGGCCCUGAAGUUGAUAGGCAACGAAUUUAAGAAGCUGGUAAUGGACGACGAAGUGUUGAAUUUGCACGUGUUUGUUGAAGAAGUAUAUGAAACCAGAAUCGGACCCAAUGACGCCAAUCUCAGCAUGGAAGACAUGAUGCGGUCUAUUGAAGCGCGAUACCGACACGAACUUCUGGCCCUGGACAAGGUCCCGGCCGAUCAAGUGGCCUUAUUGGAAAGCGGAUGCUAUGCAGAACAAAUGAUGGUGAUGCGAUUGGCGGAGAGGGCUGCGAAACAAUACGCCGAGCUGGAGCAACUCACCCACAAGCUGAACCGGGCCUUUGCGCCACCUUUUCAAAAAGACGAAGGUAAAGUGCCUAAAAAGCGCUCGCCGCCUCACAAACAGCGUCACCAGUUGGCACCUCCUCCGAGAGAGCUGACUUCUAGUGAGGCUGAAUAUCUCGAUUUUUUCACCGACUUUUGCCAGUACAACGAUGAUCCGCAAGAUUACGGUAUUAACACGGCAUUUAGACGAAAACUAAAUGCAGCCAUUCCAGCACCCGAUAAUGACAAGUAACUUACAUAAUGCUGAAUAAAGAGAUUAACGACU